Messenger RNA from Vigna angularis (adzuki bean), 820 nucleotides. RefSeq lists its product as uncharacterized. NCBI's taxonomy places the organism in Eukaryota, Viridiplantae, Streptophyta, Magnoliopsida, Fabales, Fabaceae. The record is from RefSeq and is a predicted model, not a curated record. Bases 108 to 632 code for a protein of 174 amino acids. The transcript has 3 exons.
GUCUGGUUUACCAUCCAUGACAGAGACAGUUUCCAUACCAUUGUGUUUAAACAUGAUUUUCCUUUCUUUCAAAGAGAGAAACUGAGAGUUGGUAAAGUUAAAGGAGAAUGGAUAAGGCUCUCACUAAACUGGGAAGUGCUUGGAUCUCCAAGAAAGCCAAGGCAGAGAUUUCCCACAUAACUGACGAUCUAUCAGCUCUCUCAACUACUGUGGAAGAAAAGACAAAACUUUUCAUCAACAAGCUGAAAGGAAAAUCCCAGAAGGCUUUACCAGAUCUUCUUCGAGAGUACAACCUUCCUCCUGGUCUGUUCCCCCGGAACAUAACUUGCUACGAGUUUGAUGUAGCUAAAGGAAAGUUGGUGGUGCACUUGAGCUCUCCCUGUGAGGUGUGCUUCAAGGACUCAUCCAUUGUGAGGUAUGCAAACCGUGUGAAAGGGAGCUUAACAAAGGGUAAGUUGAAUGUUUUAGAUGGAAUGAAGACCAAGGUUCUUGUGUGGGUCAAGGUCACCAGUGUUGCUGUUGACAGUUACAAAUCUGACAAAGUGUGGUUCACUGCUGCUGGAGUUAAGAAAUCAAGGCCCAAAGAUGCCUAUGAAAUGCCUCGUGAAGCUAUUAAGGUAGAAUCAUUUUGAACCACUUUAUAAUAUGGUGAUUCAAUUCAAAACUUAUGUAUUAUUUGCAAUGGCUGUAUUAUUAGACAAUUGAUUUUUCUUUCCUUGGUAAGUUUAGAGGUAUUGUAUAUGCUGUUGCAUUUGAAAUUCACUCUGAGCUAUGUAUGAUGUCAAGAAAAGUGCAUGCGCUGCCAAAUUUGCAAUUUCAA